CACUGCGGAGGUGAUUGCCUGCAUUGGUUGGAGAAAAGCCAAAUUUUUCGAAAAUCUGUAAUGUGUAAAAAUCUAUAUAUUUCGCCAGUGCAUAUCUUGUAAAAAAAUCGCAAAUAGUACUGUGCAAAGUAUACGAAGUGUUGACGCGCCGUGUUCUUUCACGUUAUAUUAGUUAUUGUGUGAUCAAUGUCCAUCCUUUCAUUUCUACGUUGUUUUUAUUGCAGAAUUAUUGAUUACACCAUCAAAAAUUGCUAAUAGGCGCAGAAGUAAUUAACAUCUCAGUUAGUUAAUCUCGUCCCCGUGAGAUAUUGUGCGAUAACGUUUUUGUGAACAAUGUGUAAUUGAAAACAUUUAUUGGUGAAGUCAUGUCAGAGGAACAUGGCGUCAACUGUGCUGAGAGUGCAGACGCCAAUGAUGGCAAGAAGGACGAAAGUGAUAACGAUACAGUGAACACAGAACCAAAUACGGGAGAUCCCGAACAACCAAGUGCCAAUACAUCCAAAGAAAACAGUGCCAUAGAUGAAGUAACAGAAGAAACCGAAGUCAAGCAAGACGGAAAUGAUGAACGAAGCUAUGAAGGAACAAUCAGUUGGACGCAAGAAGGCGACCAGUUCAAAGUGUCGUGGUCGUUGCCCGAUGGAGUUGCUACGCCGAAGGAUUACGUCGCGCUGUGUUACGCAGAGUCGUCGGACAUCUCCGGCGAGGUCGCGCGCGUGCCGGCCACCGGAUGCACCAGCGGCGACAUAAUGUGGCUUCUUGAUGAGCCCAAUCAACCUUAUGAAGAUUGCGAACAACUCCUCUGCUUUCGCUACUACAAUGGCGAGGGCGAGGAGUGCGCGGCGGAGUCGUCGACGCUGCCGCCGCGGUUCAAGGUUGACCUCAAGAAGCUGCCCCUGCGGCUCAAGGAGGGCAUGUCCAGGAAGCGCAGCGGCGACCACGUGUCGCCCUUCUCCUACAACAACGAGAGCUUCGAGAUGAACUCGGAGUGUCCCCCGAGAGUGGAGUUCGUCCCCGGCACCAGCCACGACAUCAAACAUCUUAGCGACAACGUCAACAAAUGCUCAAUUAGUACAUUAGAAGCUAACGGGAACAAUCUCAUGCAAACAAAAUGUGAUAGUAAAUCUCUAUCUAGUAGUUUAAGUGAUGAAUCUCAUGUAAAUAUUGAAUCUCAGAGUGGUUUAGAGUGCAAGCCGACCUCGUCCGGCGUGAAGAAGAAGUGUCCCCCGCCUGUGGACACUGGAGGCGGACAGACGGUAAACGGAGUCAAAAAGAAGUCCAAGAACAUGGGUUUCGAAUCGCCAACGUCCCCAGGGACUGAGUAUUAUAAGAUCUGGUCGCCGAAGAAUCCUUGCAAGAUAAUGAAGUUUGUGUACGAUGUGGAGAGUGCCAACAUGCCCAGUGACGCGGAGAAGUCUCCCGUGCCGCCGCUCCCGCCGCGACAGUCGCACAAGCCGCUCGAGAGGAUGCACGCCUUGUCCCCGCCCCAGGUCCACAGGCACAGGAAACCAAAAAGGCUAAUGAAGCCAGAAGACACUUUCACGUUCGAGCUGAUCGACACGGACGAGCAGUUCUUCACUGAAAACAACAUCGUCAAUUCGGCGGCAACGCAGGCCGAGUUGAAUGAUUUCAAACCUGGUGAAUUUUAUUCCGGAAACCAGGCAGCUAUGUCGUCAACUACUAGUUUUUGGCGAGGAGGCCAAAACGUUGCUCCUUUGGCGACACCUGAGACUGAUGGCAGCUUAUGUGAAUCGGCAGUUUCUUCCAUUAAAUUACCUAGGUUAACUGAUGAUAUGAAGUCGAAACCAAUAUUAGAAGCGCCUGAGGAAGCGCCGAGUGUUAGUCGAAGUAAAGUGUUGUUUAUUAAAGAUAUAGGACCUGAUAAUUACAUCACUACGACAUUUGCAAGGAAAGACAAGCCAAGUCCGCCCAUAGACGUUGUAGAUGGCGUGAACCUGACGCCAAACCAUGCGAUAUCUGAAGAGAAGGCGCAACACACCUUCCUCAAUGAUAUCAGCAAUCAUUCCGAAUUUGAAGAUGACAACAGGAACCAAAUAGAGGAGAAAGAAAUAGUCAUGAAGAGGCAUAAACCACUGACGAGGCAGAGUUCUGGUCGUGCCAACACUCCUACAAUGAUGACUGCGUUCUUAAACUCGUCUCACAUUGACACACCAACGAGAGAGAUCGAUAACAACGGUUCAAAUGGCGCGAGUUCCUGCAACUCUUCGCAUUCCACGUCGCCUGUAGAGGAAUCCAACAGGAUAUUGCCAAAUGUUGGCACUAUGCUGAUGAACAGAAAAUACUCAACUGACAAUUCCACGCCAAAACACUCUAGCUUACCUAGGCAUUUAUUGAAGAAUCUUGGUACUGAUGGCACACCAAAACAUUCACCACAUAAAGUGUCGAACUCGAAGAACAACGGUGAGAGUCCUUUGCGACCGCAUCCUAGGGUGUUGACCCGAGUAGCAGCAUUAGCGGGUAACGCAGUACCUCAGUGUCCCCCUACGCCUACGCACCACGCACGAAGACCUAGGCCGUUACCUCCGCCAGAUUUACAUCCACCUCCAAUUCAAAAUACUGAAAACAGGCUCCAUGAGAACUUCGAAAUGGUAGAAUUCACCAAUGAAUUGAGAACUUCGGAGAUUAGAUCACCUAAUUUGGAGUUUGUGAACAGUAACCACUUCACGAUUGUGCAUGCUGGCCCCCCUGAUGAUGUAGUUUUAAGGCGACCUCGACCUCUAGACGAUAAUGAUGAUAAUGAUAACGCUGUUGCAUCGCCGACGCCUCUGAGGCACAUGGCUGGUAUAAGGCUCCCUUCUAUACCAGAAAGGGCUUCUAGGCAGAUGGCGUUAACUGGAGACUUCCCAGCUAAUAUGAUCGGAGGGAUAAUCGAGUGUGAAGAGCCUUUACCUGCAGGCUGGGAAGCGCGUAUGGACAGCCACGGGCGAGUCUUCUACAUCGACCACAUCAACAGGACGACGACGUGGCAGCGGCCCAGUGCCAACGGUACCACUCCGAGAUCACCAGCGCCUGAAGUGCAGAGGAGGCAAUUGGACCGCAGGUACCAAUCCAUCCGGCGCACGAUGACCCGCACGCAGUUGUCCGAGGAGGAGGGUGGGUGCGCGUCGCCCCCUCCCGGCGCCCCGCCCGCCCCCGCGUGUGCGCCGAGUCCCUCCCCCGGCCCCGCGGCGGGCGCAUGCGCGGGCGCAUCCACGUCGCGCAACACCGAGCCGCACGCGCCGCACCCCGCCGCUGAGUUCCUCGCCAGGCCAGACUUCUACUCCAUAUUGCAUAUGAAUCAGGACGCGUCCGCCCUAUACAACUGCAACUCGACGCUGAAGCACAUGAUAUCGAAGAUCCGUCGCGACACGUCGUCGUUCGAGCGCUACCAACACAACAGAGACCUCGUGGCGCUCGUCAACAUGUUCAGCGAGACCGACAGGGACCUGCCGCUGGGCUGGGACACCAAACUCGACCGGAAUGGGAAGCGGUUCUUCGUGGACCACGUGAUGCGGCGCACGACGUUCAUCGACCCGCGCGUGCCGCGCGCGCCGCAGGCGGGGCCGUUCUCCCCGCUCCUGCCGCAGCGGCGCCGCCCCGCGCUGCACCAGGCGCCGACUCCCCCGCCACGGCCGCCGCUUACAGCGUCCGAUGCGCAAGCGCACAGCACACACCAAGAAAUACCUAUUGCCUAUAAUGACAAGGUGGUGGCGUUCCUGCGGCAGCCGAACAUAAUGUCGAUCCUGCGCGAGCGCUGCGGCGGCUGCAGCGGCGCCGUGCGCGACAAGGUGCACGCCGUGCGCGUGGACGGACACGCCGCGCUGCACCGCCACCAGAACGACCUGCAGCUCACCUGCCUGCUCAGCCUGUUCGAGCAGGAGAUUAUGAGCUAUGUGCCGGCGGGCGGGUGUGGUCCAACGAGCGGCGCGAGCGCGGCGGCGACAGCGGGCGCCAGCACGCGGGCGCCCGCGCCGCAGCGGCGAGACUUCGAGGCCAAGCUGCGGGCUUUCUAUCGCAAACUUGAGAGCAAAGGAUACGGCCAGGGACCCGGGAAACUCAAAUUACAUAUUCGAAGAGAGCAUCUUUUAGAAGAUGCAUUCCGACGCAUCAUGUCAUGUGGCAAGAAGGAGUUGCAGGGUAAGUUGUGCGUCCUGUGGGACGGCGAGGAAGGCCUGGACUACGGCGGACCGAGUCGGGAGUUCUUCUUCCUGUUGUCAAGAGAACUGUUCAACCCUUACUAUGGACUGUUCGAGUACUCGGCGAACGACACGUACACCGUGCAUGUCUCACCGAUGUCCGCCUUCGUCGAUAACCACCACGAAUGGUUCCGUUUCUCGGGGCGCGUGCUGGGCCUGGCGCUGGUGCACGGGUACCUGCUGGAGGCAUGGUUCACGCGCGCGCUGUACCGCGCGUUGUUGCGCCUGCCGCCCGCGCUCGAGGACGUCGACGCGCUCGACGCACAAGUUUCGCUGCUCUCGCUGCGCUGGCUGCAGUCCGCGCGUUGCGUGUCAUCACUCGAGCUAACAUUUGCGGUUUCGGAACGUCUCGCCGACGGGCGGGUGUUGGAACGGGAACUGAAGCCCGGCGGGAGGGACAUAGCCGUCACGGAGAGGAACAAGAAGGAGUACCUGGAGAGGGUCGUGCGGUGGAGGGUCGAGAGGGGCGUCGCGGAGCAGACCGAGUGGCUUGUACGAGGGUUCCACGAGGUGGUGGACCCUCGGCUGGUGGCGGCGUUCGACGCGCGCGAGCUGGAGCUGGUGAUCGCGGGCGCGCCCGAGCUCGACGUGGCGGACUGGCGCGCCAACACCGAGUACCGCGGCGGCUACCACGACGCGCACCCCGUCAUCAUAUGGUUCUGGCAGGCUAUCGACAGAUUCACAAACGAGCAGCGUCUGCGGCUGGUGCAGUUCGUGACGGGCACGUCGUCGAUCCCGUACGAGGGGUUCUCGGCGCUGCGCGGGUCGACGGGUCCGCGGCGGUUCUGCAUCGAGCGCUGGGGCUGCGUGGAGUCGCUGCCUCGCGCCCACACCUGCUUCAACCGGCUCGACCUUGCCGCUUCCUACCCCACGCCGCAGCUGCUGCACGAGAAACUGCUGUUGGCCGUCGAAGAAACCAACACGUUCGGCAUCGAGUGAAGCGGCGGCGAUAUCUUUUGGUCUAGAAUUAUUGUUCCGUGCAAAUCGUAGAACGCUUCGGCGGCUCGCACGAACCGCAGUAAUGUAGGUCGCGGUAGACUUAAUUAGCGUUCAGUACUCACUGGCCAAUACUGAAAAUCUACAUCCGAUAAGGAUUAUCGGUGAGUUCGGUGACCUCGCGAACGUAUUGAAAACGCAUAAGCAGCUGUAAAUAAUCGUGACUAAUAUAAACACUUUUGUUGUCAAUGUAAAUAAUAGUCAAUUGAUAAGGCAGACGAAGGACAAAGAUAGUGUAGGGAGUGAAACAUAAAGUAGAUGUGCCUAGAUAUUUAUUGUUGUAACUAAAUAGCCACUUAUCCUACGAGGUUUGUACUUUAUUAACGCUUUUAUUGUAAGUGAAUGUAUACUGUGGCUGUGAACGGGACUCAAGUCCUGUGUUUAGAUAUUACGCUUUACGUCACUAAUUUAUAAUUAUAUCGUAAAUGUAACCUAUCUAUGACCCUUCAUAAGGAUGUUUAAUUUAUUGGUACAGUAGCAAAUACUUGAAUGUGAGUUAUGGAAAAUAAGUAUUUCAACAAAGUAUUAUAAAUUUUGCUCAUGAAUUCAAAUUCAGCAGAUAUAGGAGGAUUACGUACGAGAGCCCUAGUCAGUUGUGUAUAUUACAGUAAAUGGAGAAGGACUGGUUACUGGUGGUACUGGCAUUUCAAACCUCUGUCUUCUAGCUUUCCUCGCAUGUUUGGGGAGCACAGCGCUGCAACCCCUUGCUAACUCGACAACAUACAAAACAAUGUGUACUUGUGAUGUGCAAAUGUUGAUGUUCCUUUGUUAUUAGUAGUAAUUUUUCUGUAUGAACUUGUGUCACUAUGUAUUAUUUCCCAUAUGAAUAUAAUUUUACAUGCAGUUCUUAGAACAAACCACCAAAUUUGUAUUUCAAAUGUAAAUAAAUAACUUAUUUAUUGUGCUUAAGUAUCCAUUACAAUACAUAGUGUAUGUUUAAUGUUUAUUUUUGUAAGUAAUAGCUAUAUUGUGUUGAAUAUUUAACUAUUUGUGUAUUUGUUUAUUGUCUGUGAAUUUUAAAUAAAUUGUUUUUGUGUGAAAAAUGGUGAAAUGUGUCAAUAUACAACAUUACUUACAAA
Molecule: messenger RNA, 6268 nt
Organism: Manduca sexta (tobacco hornworm)
Lineage: Eukaryota; Metazoa; Arthropoda; Insecta; Lepidoptera; Sphingidae
Gene: Hecw
Biological process (GO): regulation of dendrite morphogenesis
Molecular function (GO): ubiquitin-protein transferase activity; protein binding
Source: RefSeq, a predicted model, not a curated record